AUGAAAUAUCCUACUGCCAUUCGUUUAGAGGUAGAACGCAAAUUCACAUCUCUGAAGUGCCAUCCCCUGCGCGUGGACGGUGGCAAACCACCCUUCCUCAGUCUCAGAACUCUAGGCAAACAGGAUUUUCAUGAUGUUUAUUACGAUUACGAAGACCGACUCUCGCGUGCUGGAACCUGGCUCCGGCAGCGGAAUGGCAGGUGGCAAAGCAAGGUCAGAAGGGGUGGGACUUAUACAAACUCACAAUUUGAAGAGUCAUCAGACCUGGAGACGAUCUCCACACAUAUCAGAGCGUUGACGGGGCUGGACAUUCCCGCGUCUCAAAGCUUCGGCCUGAGUCGCAUCGCGAGCCUUACCACAUUCCGCCAGGGUUGGAUUGCGGAUGAGGAGUUCAAGAUUGUGUUCGACCGCACGGAUUUCGGUCACCAGGUGGGUGAAGUCGAGCUUGAAAAAGAGGUCAUCGAGCCAAAUGAGCAGGAGAUCAGGAAGAUUCUGGAGAAAAUGGACCACGAAAUUGCAGAUUUCCUCCGGCGUUACAAUUGGGCAUUUUCAGAGGGUGAGCCCGUCGGAAAAUUAUCAGCCUACUUUGCACAGGGCCACUCCGAGGGGCCCUCGAGACAUUGA
Molecule: messenger RNA, 624 nt
Organism: Rhinocladiella mackenziei CBS 650.93
Lineage: Eukaryota; Fungi; Ascomycota; Eurotiomycetes; Chaetothyriales; Herpotrichiellaceae
Exons: 1
Coding region: 1-624 (207 amino acids)
Biological process (GO): dephosphorylation; thiamine metabolic process; thiamine diphosphate metabolic process
Molecular function (GO): thiamine triphosphate phosphatase activity; magnesium ion binding
Source: RefSeq, a predicted model, not a curated record